This is a messenger RNA of Actinia tenebrosa (Australian red waratah sea anemone), 1854 nucleotides long. Its product is annotated as ras-related protein Rab-8B. Gene Ontology annotation, molecular function: GTP binding; GTPase activity. NCBI's taxonomy places the organism in Eukaryota, Metazoa, Cnidaria, Anthozoa, Actiniaria, Actiniidae. The record is from RefSeq and is a predicted model, not a curated record.
CGCGGGCCUCCGCAUAUCUUAACCUUUCAUGACCCUUCCAAAAGAUACGGUCUGCCACACGAGCAAAAAUGAUAUGACAAAACAGCGUAUUUCCUUGUGUUAGGCAUAAUUUUAGACACCACAAGAAAAGAAAAUAUUUACAAUUUUAUUGAUAGUUUUCUCGUAGUCAUUUUAUGUAAAGUCUAUUGUUAGGGAUUCGAAUAUGGCUCGUGGAUACAGGAAGUUGAUUCCUCACAUCAAUGACCUUUAGAAAUUUGAUUGACAAUCACUUCCUCUUUCAAAAAGUUCCUAGAAAUCAAAAAAAUUCAUAGUCUACUUCAUAUUUAAAGAAACGGUGCUCCCGGUUAUGUGCAAGUUGGCAUGUUUCAGUUCGAAAUCCCAAACAGAGGAAGUAGUUUUCUGGCGAAUAUGCGGGUUUACAGGGAACAGAUUGGUUCGAAAAUCGUCUGCUGGGAAUGUUUCAUGUUUCUAGAUUUCUUUCCCCACAAAAUCAAUAUGGCGUCUUAUCUCAGUAUUCAAUAUCUUUUACAUCAGUUAAUCCAUCAAGAAAUAUAAAAUCUAGGUCAAGAAACAAAUAAAUAAAUAAAAAAUCUAACAAGGAAAAUGCUAAAAUGAAUUUUGGCGCGAAUUUCGUGACGCCCGUCUUGUAACCUAAUUGAACAAAGCUUUUCCCUAACAACGAAUAUAUUUACGAUCAAUCCUCGUAAAAUAUGUUUGGAUAUGAUAAACCUAUUAUCAUUUUGAUAGUUUGUUUGAUCCAUCAGUUGUCAGCUGUUUGAAAAGCUACAAACUACGUUAUAUUUAGUUCCGCUUUUGCUAAACCGAGGGAGGGAUUUGUAUAGGGCAUUGCCGUUCCUCCUCCCCCCAAGCUCUAGUUUUGUGGCUUCUUCCUUGUUGGCCCGGCUGAACUGCUUUCAGCGAUUAUUUGACCUUUAAUUAAAGCAGCGAUGCUAUCGGUUGUGUGGCAAGGAUUUAACGUUAGCAUUAACGUAUCAAAAUAAAGUAAACUAAGGCUUCAUUUCGGUCUUAUGUAUAGCCGGCUUUAAACACUAUUAAAACUUCCUUUCCUAUUAAAGCAUCAUUUACUCGAAAUUUUCUGCAAAAUAGAAGGACUUGCUAAUAGCAGCUACUCAUUUAGCUUGGGCCAAUAGUUACUGUGAUAUGUUUCGAUCUUUUUGCCAUGACUUGGUUGGACUGCGUAGGCCGACAGCUUAAGGUUACGGUAUACGUUGGGUAAUGAAACUAAUAAAUCGAAUUUCUUUCACAGCCCACAUGUUAAUAUUCUUUAAUCCACCCACCUUAGCAUUCAAUAGCUUUCGAGCAUUAUAACAACAGUGUCUCGUCAUCGUUUAAUUUUCUCCACACGAAGAGGAAAACUUAGCCUUGGCAAAUCCAAGGUAUACUCGCAGAAUGGCGGAAGCUGAUUAUGUUUUCAAGGUUCUAGUGAUCGGCGAUAGCUGUGUUGGUAAAUCGAGCUUAAUACGACGGUUUCACGAAGGCAAGUUUGAAAAAAAUUACCUGUGUCAUACUAUUGGAGUGGACUUUUCUAUACACGAUCUGGAACUAGACGGCAAAAAAGUAAAGCUCCAUUUAUGGGAUACAGCAGGCCACGAGAAGUACAAAGCAAUGACUAGUACAUACUACAGAGGAGCUCAUGGUGCUCUUAUCGUAUUUGAUAUCACUUGUAAAGAGUCAUUCCAAAAUGUCAAGGAUUACUGGUUWAAAAAAAUAUAUAAAGAAAGUGGUGCAGAAUGUCUUGUGAUAGCAGUUGGCAGUAAAUAUGACUUGAAAGAUAAAAGGAAAGUUACUGAAGAUGAAAUUCAGGUAUGAUACAUGUAUAAUGGUACUAGGAAA